GCCGCGAAACAAGAUGUGUCUAAAUACCUCCGCUCGCUUCCUUCUAACACAGUUCAGUUGACUGAUCGCGAUCGUUUCCUUGCAUAAAAGCACCAAUCUAUUCUGGCUCGAUCACGUUCCAAACAUCUUAAGGUCGAUCGAUUGGUUUCAAAAAGUGUCGCCGCGUCGUUCCGGGGGAGUGAGUGACCGCCCCCGAGGAUCUACUUGUGCGUCUGUGAUCCUCGGCACCAACUCGCGCAAUGAGAAUAAUUGAUUACUUCAACAACAAGUGCACCGAAAGUGGAUGAGCAAACAGAUACGGUGACACGGCCGGCAAACGCCUCGGCCAAGAGUGAGUGGGAGGAUCAGUGAUAUUCGAGCCGUUGGAGGCAAAAGCGGUCACUUUUUUCGAUUUCGGUGUUCAAGGAAGUAUUCUGGAAGAAAGUGGUAGCCUAGAGGCCACGCGAGGACGUUUAUCGCAUUAACCCAUAUUCAAUAACCCCGUUUGGUCUGCAAAGGAAGAAGUCAGCCACUCAUGGAAACCAAAUACAAUCACAACCCCGAGCUGAACGACAACAUCCGGCUGCCGGUCAAACCCAGCCACUACAGGGAGCAGUACGAUCCGCGCAAUCCGGAGAUAAACGACGCCUUUAGCAACUAUCGCGAGCUAAACAAGGGCAAGUCCAAGCAGUACGAUGCCAGCAAAUACAACGACUACCACGAGCUGCAAGCUGAAUUCAAAGAGUUGAAAGUAAAAAAGAAGAAGAAGAGCAGCGCUAAAUCUAAAAUGAGCAACGCUCAGCGGAAGGGCCGGAAGCGGAAGUCCAAGAUUAACUUUGAGGGGGAAAAGUUCAAGGACCCGGACCCGUACCAGUUGGCCGUCCGGAAGACCCAGUACGGGAAGCAGCAGGGAAAGUUUAAGUUUGAGGGGGAGAAGUUCAAGGAUCCGGAUCCGUUCGGGCUGGCGAUACGGAAGCAGAGCGGGACGGAUUUGAACGAUAAGGACGUCAAGUAUGAGUUUAUGUCGCAGCUGCACCACGCUCAUCCGGGGUUGGUGCAUGGAAAGUCGGAGUACUGCAACAACAAUGCGUACAUUGCCGAUCUUGACGAAGACGAAGACGACGAGGAGGAGUACGGUAGCGACGCUUCUGGGGAAGAUCGGUGCUCAAAUAGGUCCGCGCUGGCGCAAUUUCUCGCGGUCAGCGUGAAAAACGUCCUCCUGCUGGGUUACGGAAUGACGCUUGGAUUUCCGACGAUCGUGAUUCCUGCGAUUCAGGGCGGUGACGGACGCGAGGCUAGCUUGGAGCGAGACUUUACGCUGAGCAAGGAGGAAAUCUCCUGGUUGAGCUCGAUCAACCUGAUCUGCGUGCCGCUGGGUUGUGUGUUCUCGGGGAUGCUGACGCAACCGAUCGGAAGACGCCGGGCGAUGCAGAUUGUGAACAUUCCGAUUCUGAUUGCUUGGCUGUUGUUUCACUUUGCGAGCGACGUUCACUUUUUGUACUGCGGACUUGCGCUGGCCGGCUUCAGCGGUGGGCUUAGUGAAGCGCCGGUGCUGACAUAUGUGGCGGAAGUUACGACCCCGAAGCUGCGUGGUAUGCUGGCCGCUACUGGAUCAACCUGCGUCAUAAUCGGAAUUCUGAUCCAGUUUCUCAUGGGCAGCUUUCUCCGGUGGAGAACGGUGGCCCUCGUCAGCGCUUCUCUUCCGGUGAUUUCGUUCCUGUUGCUGUUCCUCGUUCCCGAAAGUCCCGUUUGGUUGGCGGGAAAGGGAAAAUAUUCGCAGGCCAAACGUUCCCUUGCCUGGCUCCGCGGAUGGGUUUCCGUCGAGGACGUCGAGAUCGAGUUUUAUGAGAUUCAAAAGCACACCCAGCAGACGAUCGAGAUGGAGAAGGACUACAGCGCCACGGAACGGAUGCGGCUUUACACCAAGCGGUCGUUCCUGCAACCGUUUGCCAUUAUCAGCUUGUGCUUCUUCAUUGGACACUUUUCCGGGAUGACUACGCUGCAGACGUACGCGGUCCAGAUAUUCCACACGCUGAAAGCCCCAAUCGACAAGUACUACGCAACAGUAUUCCUAGGAGUAGCGGAACUGCUGGGAACUCUUUUCUGCGUUGGUCUCGUACACUUCAGCGGGAAGCGCCCGUUGGUUCUCGUAUCCACAAUCGGCUGUGCGUGCUGCUUUUUCGCGGUCGCUGGAUACGCUUUCUUUUUAAAUUCCAUUCCUGGAUCGUCCGUGGGAAACGUGGUCGCGAAUGUGUCCGCAAUCAAGACGGAAAUUCCUGUUAUUCCGCUGAAUCACACCACGGAGCGGCUUACUGCAAUCGCGAACCUCUCCAACGCGAUCAACGAGACAACUGACAGUAUCAGCGGAGCCGUGUAUGACGAUCAAAGCUUCACACCGUACUAUCUGAACGGAUCGUACGACGACACGCUCAACAGUAGCAUCCGAUACGGAGAGUACGUAAAGUCCGCGAUACCUAAAGAUCUUCUAGUCCAGAUACCGAACGCAAGCGAAAACAAAUACCUCUGGCUACCUCUAACGCUUCUGCUGGCCAGUGCAUUCCUCACUCACAUGGGCAUCCGCUUGAUUCCGUGGAUGUUGAUUGGCGAACUGUUCACUCCAUCGAUCCGAAGCGGAGCCUCCGGUAUCGCCGGAGGUACUGGAUACAUAUUCGGCUUCCUAGCGAAUAAACUGUUUCUAAAAAUGCUCGCCACCCUAACCCUCCCAGGAACAUUCUGGACGUAUUCAGCAAUCACGUUCAUAGGUGCGGCCGCUCUCUACAAGUUCCUUCCGGAAACGGAAGGCAAAAGUCUUGUGGAAAUCGAAGCAUUUUUCAUGUCCGAGCGCAAACGAAGCAUUCAUCUGGACAUCGAAAAUCCUCCUCCAAAGCCAAAACCACGAGGAUUUGCAACGGCAUUCGCCCCACCUCCACCCCUGCCACCAAGACCACACCCACUAAAGGACGACGUCGGACGAAUCCGGAAAAUUUCCCAACAAUUCGGAGCCCAAUCACGCAAGAGUUCCACCACCUCCAACCCACGCAAAGCCUCCCGAACAUCGGCCAAGAUCAGCGUUUGCUCCAACAAAUCGUCCAACUCUUCCAAAGGUUCCGUCUGCACCUACAACAUGAGCGGAAGUGAUCGCAAAGCAUCGCGACAAGAGGACAAACAGAAACAACCCUCCCCGGUAUCUCUCUUCGAGAAGAACCACGGAACCCUUACGAUCAGUGAAGAUCCCAAAGAAGUCGCAUCGGAAACCCCACCAGCAAUCCAACGAUAUCGUAAAAUUUCCGAUUCCAAGCAACAACAAAUCCCUCCCGCAGUUCCAACGAUCGUAACCUCGGACGAAACUGCCAAACCCGUCAAAACAAAGCCCAAAAAGAAAAAGCCGUCCACCGACAAAUCCCUCAAGAACUUUGACGUCAAACAGUGGGACAGCAGCAAACGGUUCGAGGAAUUUCUGCGCAAAAGAGAGCAGCAAACGGGCCACGAAAACAGUCCCGUGACUACGAGUCAGCACGAUUUGAAGAAACAGGUUGUAGAUGAGGAGCUGCGAACGGAUGCGCACCUGUUGAAGAUCGGAAUGUUGCGCCAUCGGCAGAACUCGGGCAGUUUGAACACGCUGCUGGAUAUUGGGGGGCGCGAAAAUCGGGGCUUUGUCGGCAGUCGGGUCAAUAUGAGUGAAACGAAGAUGUAACGUAACGGUUGUGAAUAAAGUGUAAAUAGUUGUAGAUAGUACUUAGAAGAUUA
This is a messenger RNA of Culex quinquefasciatus (southern house mosquito), 3726 nucleotides long. RefSeq lists its product as uncharacterized. NCBI's taxonomy places the organism in Eukaryota, Metazoa, Arthropoda, Insecta, Diptera, Culicidae. Gene Ontology annotation, molecular function: transmembrane transporter activity. Gene Ontology annotation, biological process: transmembrane transport. The record is from RefSeq and is a predicted model, not a curated record. Bases 515 to 3673 code for a protein of 1052 amino acids. The transcript has 3 exons. Gene Ontology annotation, cellular component: membrane.